This is a messenger RNA of Fibroporia radiculosa, 1284 nucleotides long. RefSeq lists its product as uncharacterized. Bases 1 to 1284 code for a protein of 427 amino acids. NCBI's taxonomy places the organism in Eukaryota, Fungi, Basidiomycota, Agaricomycetes, Polyporales, Fibroporiaceae. The transcript has 5 exons. The record is from RefSeq and is a predicted model, not a curated record.
AUGUCGGACGAGGGUGAGAGUGUUAAGAAGGAUGGAGCUGUCGCCAGCGACAAUCCCAGUGUCGAGCAGCAACAUAUAGUGCAAGACUCUGCACACAUACGUGUGAGCGAAGAAUAUGAUCCACAGAUGCCUUCUCUCCCUAUUGAGGUUUGGGAACAAGUCAUUGAUCUCAGCUGGGAAUUCGACUCGGUCAAGGCUUGCUCGCUGACAGUCUUGCUCAAGGACAAAAAGCAAGUCGCGCACAUGGCAAGAUUGGUCCGCCGGGAGCCUUACCUGAAGGACGCGGUGAAGAAGGUGGUGCUCAUGGGUGGAGAUCGCGACUUUGAGGUGCUCCCUCACUUUGGGACCUUCGCCGCGAUGCUCGCGCGGCAGCUGACACGGGCGGCGAAGCUCGAGGUGCACUGGGCAAAGUGGCAGACUGGUCUGUUUCACCCCGACGUGUUCCUGCACAUGACCGCGUUCACUUCUAUCACGCAUCUUAGGAUCUACUUUGUCUCGUUUCCAUCUGUGCUCGUUUUUGGCCGGUUUGUGUCCGCGCUCCCGCAGCUAAAGCAGCUGGAAUGUGCGCACGUACAUUUUGAAAAUGGUUCCUUCGAUAAGCGGUCUCCGGUCGUGCGAUCGUUCCCCACACAAUUCGUUCUCGAUGGGAUCACGGGCGUGGAGGGCGUCAUUGACUUUGUCGUUGGCACAACGAUCAGCGCGAAGCUCGAGGAGCUUGUGCUAUGGCGCUGGGGGUCUGUUUCGACGAGAGAUCUCGCCGCUCACUACGAGCGAUUCCAGCGGUUACUGCAGGUUAUUGGGAGUUCGCUGGUCAGCUUUGAGGCUACACUGAAUGGGAUGUCUGGCAAAGAACCCGAGUCAGACGUGAAAUUUAUCGGUUCUGCUCUAAACUUGAGCAGUAAUACAAACCUAGAAGUCCUCAAGCUGGUUAUCCAGGACAUCUGCGCCGCGUCCCGCGGUUGGGUGGACGCGCUUCUGAAAACUGUGUCGACUAAGAAGCUUCGUGAAGUGCACAUUGUCUAUCGAUGGAUGAUUUCCAACCCCAGUCUAGAGAUCGUGCUAACCGCACUGAACGAGGAAGAAUGCAGGCGAAUUGAUGAUUUCCUAACAGGGAAGCAGUUUUCGAAGCUUACUCAAGUUUCCUUUGGAUUAUAUACCAGGCAGAGAAAUCAUGUCCUACCCGCGGCACAAGCUUGGUGGGGAGAGCUUUCCUCCCGGUUUCCGAAACUCCGUGCCAAGGGUAUAUUCCGAACCACCGUAUUGGUUGACUACAUGGCUCUUUGA